This is a messenger RNA of Harpegnathos saltator (Jerdon's jumping ant), 811 nucleotides long. RefSeq names its product cutA divalent cation tolerance homolog (gene CUTA). Gene Ontology annotation, biological process: response to metal ion. NCBI's taxonomy places the organism in Eukaryota, Metazoa, Arthropoda, Insecta, Hymenoptera, Formicidae. Bases 130 to 588 code for a protein of 152 amino acids. The transcript is spliced from 6 exons. Gene Ontology annotation, molecular function: copper ion binding. The record is from RefSeq and is a predicted model, not a curated record.
GUGUCACGCAUGCGCAUUCAAUCUCAAGCAACUUUCCAGUUUCCACCACUAGCCGGACCAAGCCGGACUGCAUCUGGCUGUGCUUAAAAUUGAUUAUAAAUACCGGCAUCCCGCGACGAAACAUUGCAGAUGAUAUCGAUGACACGUGCUUCGUUUGUAAAAGUGUUCAUGCUUUUGUGCUUGACAAGAGUUAUCUGUGCCCAGGUUUCUCGGAAUAUGUCCAACGUCGCAGGAAUGUAUUCCAUAUCGUAUGUCACAGUGCCGACCGACACAAUAGCGAAAAAAAUAGCUCGUGGCCUGGUUGAGAAUAAACUUGCUGCCUGUGUCAAUAUCAUUCCACAGCUUACUUCUAUAUACGAAUGGAAAGGAAAGAUUGAAGAGGAUUCUGAACUUCUACUGAUGAUUAAAACUAGAACAGAGACAGUGGAUGCUUUAACAAAAUAUGUAAAAGAGAAUCAUCCAUAUACAGUUUGCGAAGUCAUUUCACUACCUAUACAGAAUGGGAAUAGCCAGUAUCUAAAAUGGAUUGGUGAAGUAGUACCAUCAAUUAGUGACAUUCAGGAAACUCUGGAUGCAAAAGAUAACUAAUCAUUAAAUAAUUAUUGAUUUAUGAAGAUAGUCAUCUUAUUAUUUCUCAAAUAUGUAAAUCUACUAGAAUCGGAAUAAAUAACAAAAAGUGAUAAAAUAGAUAUAAUUAUGUAACAUAAGUAUGUAAUAGCCCAUAUAUGGGGGGGGAAAUCUGUGUAACAUGCCGUAAUUGUGUAUGUUAGUUAUAUGAUAUGUAUUUGCUAUUAAAAAUAUUUUCCAUUUA